AUGCUGCCCAUAGACGUGAUACUCGGGCCCGGUGCUCCGACCACCUUCACUUUCGGUUUUAAUUUGGAAAUGGACCCCGUUCGCUUUCGGAGGACUGUUAACGAAAGGACCGCUUCACUUUUGGACGAAGCGCUAUCCACUUCCAAAUCAAAGUCCGAAUCCAAUGUGAAGAACUAUUUUUUUAAAUUUUAUUUUAUUGUUUUAUGGUAUUUUAUUAUAUUUUUUUCGGAACUAAACAAUCACAAAUUUUCAUUUUCUGUUUACCUGCAUUACAGCUCGUUAGCAUUCUAA
Molecule: messenger RNA, 291 nt
Organism: Necator americanus (New World hookworm)
Lineage: Eukaryota; Metazoa; Nematoda; Chromadorea; Rhabditida; Ancylostomatidae
Exons: 2
Coding region: 1-291 (96 amino acids)
Source: RefSeq, a predicted model, not a curated record